AUGCAAUUUAUUAAAUCAGUUUUCAGUUCAAAAAAUACCACUUCAACAACUACUCCUAUUAUUGAUGAAAAGGAAAAUAUUGAACAAUCGAUUCAAGAAACAUUGAAUAGAAAUAUGGCACCAAGUUACUCGUUGUUUUUCGAGCGUUUGGAAACCUCGAUGAUUCCAUCGUUUGUUGGUCUCGCACCAAAGUCGGGUUAUAGCUCUACUUUUUCACUCACCGAUUUCCAAGUGGAUGCUGUCGUCACCGAUUCGACAGUGACCUCUGUCUACACCCAGAAAUACAAGAAUAGCUCCCCCAAUCCAGUGGAAGCCAGAUACCAAAUGCCACUUGCACCGGGUGCCGCCGUCAGCAAGUUUGUUGUGACCUACGACGACAAAGUCUUGUCGGCCAAAAUCAAAGAGAAGGAAGCCGCCGCCAAUAAAUACAACGAUGCCGUCGCCAGUGGAAACCAGGCAUUCUUGGUCGAGAAAAAGUCGAAUGGAACAUUCACCACCAUGAUUGGUAAUUUGCCACCAACCAAAGAAGUCACCAUCUCCAUUACCAUCGUCUCUGAGAUUGGUACCCAUCUCGAGAAUCUUCACUUUGGUCUCCACCGUUAUAUGUUCCCAAAAUACAGUUUCAAUUUGAAUCUUAAUCUUCAGGUUUCUCUCUCGGUUCCAAUCCAAAAGAUAGAGUUGGACCACUACAAAGCUGAUAUCCAAGUUGAUGGAAAGAAAGCCACCAUCAAGCUAUCGGAAACCAACGGUGUACCAAACAAUAUUAUCGCAGUGAUCCGUCCAGAUUCUUCGGAGCGUCCAGCCUAUUUCGUUGAGAAAUCCAAAGACAAUACCUAUGCUUUGGGAAUCAACUUUUAUCCAACUCUUGAGGUUGCUGCCGACGAAGUAGAUCAAUGUUCAGAGUUUAUCUUUUUGAUCGAUUGUUCUGGAUCGAUGUCUGGUAGUACCAUUGAAAAAGCCAAACGUUGUCUCGAAAUCCUCAUGAGAUCAUUGACCGAGAAGUCUAAAUUCAACAUCUGGCUCUUUGGAUCAUCAUUCAAAUCACAAUUCACCGAAUCAAAAUUAUAUAACGACCAAACCCUUGAACAAGCAAGUGUAUUCAUUAAGAGUAUCGAUGCCGAUUUGGGUGGAACCGAAUUGUUACCACCAAUCCAAGCAAUCAUUAGUCAACCAGUUGAUUCACAAUAUCCAAGACAAGUUUUUAUUUUGACUGAUGGUGAAGUAUCACAAAGAGAUGAAUUAGUUGAUUAUGUUGCAAAAGAAGCUGGAACUACUAGAAUCUUUACUCUUGGUAUUGGAUCUGGUGUUGAUAAGUUGUUGGUUGAAGGUUUAUCAAAGGCAUGUAGAGGUUACUUUGAGUUUAUCGAUGACAACUCAAUGAUGGAGACUCAAGUUAUGAAGUUGAUGAGUAUCGCUAUGGAACCAAUCAUUGCCAACAUUCAAGUGAACUGGGAUGGUCUUCCAGUUGUCCAAGCACCAAAAUCAGUUAGACCAAUCUUUAAUCACGAGAGAUUGUUCCUCUACGGUCUCUUGGAGAGUGUUCCAGAGAAUUUGACUACUAAGACUAUUGUCAUUACUGCCGACGGUCCAACCGGUCAAUCGAUCCGUUAUGAAAUCCCAGUCGAUUUCAAACAUGCCCAAUCGGAAUCCAAUGCCAUCCAUACCCUUACUGCCAAUAUGAUCAUCAGGGAUCUCGAAGAGGAUGAAAAGAAAAAGAAGGAUGCCAACAAGGAUGCCAUUGUAAAGUUGGGAAAGAAAUACCAAUUGAUUUCCAACCACACCUCGUUUGUUGUCGUUGCUGAAGCCGAUAAACCAACCGAAGAAACCAUGCAAGUUGUAGAGGUUGUCGACGCACCACCAGUUCCAUCACCACAAUACAAUUACAAUAGCUUCACCCAUAGUGCACCAACAUCAGCUUUGAACUAUAGUUCACCAACUACAACUUCAGCUAUGAACUAUUAUUCAUCGAUGCCAACACAAACCAUCGAUUAUGAUCUUGAUGAUUGUGCUCUUGAAUGUGAGCAAGAAGAAGCAUUGGACUGCAUUCAAGAGAAACUAGAAGACAUGAAAUGUCUCUCAAUGGAUUUGAAUGAAUCCAUCUGUAGACAAAGUGAAGUGUUGGACUCUCUCGAACUCAGAGAGUGUGCACCAGAGAAAUCGGUAAAGAAAUCGGCAUCACCAGCUUCUUUCUUCUCAUCAUUCACCAAGACCAAAUCAAAGGAAGCAUCACCACCACCACCAGUUCAAGCACCAGCACCAGUACAAGUCUCAUAUCUUUCAGCACCAUCUCCAGUUCAAUCAGCACCCUCAACCCAACCAUCUUAUUCAUCAGCACCAGGUAAGAAAUCAUCUAGCAGCGGUGACCUAAUGAUGGAUUUGAUUCGUUCACAAAAAGCAAAUGGUAGUUGGAAUACUGUUACCUUUAAGCUGCCAUCCAAGCCAGAUACCUUGAGUUCAUUAUCCGAUGACUGUUGGGUUACCUUGUGUGUCAUUGCAACCUUUAACAAAUCGUUUGCCGCUGAAAAGACACAAUGGCAACAGAUUGUUGCUAAAGCAUCGAAAUGGGUAAAGUCACAACUCAAUGCAUCAAAUCUUGGUGACAAAUAUGAUACUUUCUUGGCAUUGGCAACUUCAUCCAUUUAA
Molecule: messenger RNA, 2643 nt
Organism: Heterostelium album PN500
Lineage: Eukaryota; Evosea; Eumycetozoa; Acytosteliales; Acytosteliaceae
Product: type A von Willebrand factor domain-containing protein
Exons: 2
Coding region: 1-2643 (880 amino acids)
Source: RefSeq, a predicted model, not a curated record